Messenger RNA from Pocillopora meandrina, 1236 nucleotides. The record is from the annotation of a GenBank genome assembly. Lineage: Eukaryota; Metazoa; Cnidaria; Anthozoa; Scleractinia; Pocilloporidae.
AUGAACAAGGCCCUAGGUGUAAGUGAGUUGUCACAUUCAGAGCAUUUGUAUUUAGAGGCCCUAGCAGAAGUGUACCAGAAUGCAACCAGCUGGGAUACCCAUAGACAAGUGCUUUCGAUUAUGGCAGGGGUUGGAACUUUCAACGACACUUCCCGUUAUAUCCCUACCGAUACUCCAUGGCUAAUCUUCAUCGAUCACAGUUUGGCCGAGGCGCUCAAGUUCCACAACAGCCUACCACACGAAUACGAGUAGACUUGAGGCAGCUUGACCACUUUCUUGGUUUCAUCACGAGCCCGCAUCUCGUUCAGGACCUUCCAUUUAGGCAAAAACAUCUCAAGCUUUCGUCUGGUGAGGUUAUUCAAGUACCUAACGUAAUCCGUAUGAUGAUACCCGAGCGAGUGAUACAACAGUACACUCAAUACUGUUUGGAGAUCAACUUCAAACCAUUCAGCGAAACUACUUUACUCUUUGAGUGCAGUGCCUCUGUAAGAAAAUCACUGCAGGGCUUAGAUUAUUUUGCAGCUGAAGGUGCUCGCGCAUUUGAUGAUCUCCCCUCGUACGCCAAAUAGGGGAUUAGGUUCCGGCAAGGACUACAGUUGUGCAAGCUCUUAUGACAAGCAAGCAGUAUUUGAAGGGGGACUAUAAGGUGAUGUUUCUGACUCCAGAAAGACAGCUUGAAUAAAACUAAAAGUAAGUACUUAUUUUACCUCGUCAACAAAAUCAUUCCGUAAAACAAAUAUAUAUUUUGUACUCUUUUUCUUCACUAAAUGGUGCACGUUAACUAGCUUACAUAAAAUCUCGAGAUUAACAAUGCACGCACGAGGAUAGUUUUUUUCUAUGGUUAAGGUUAAAAGUUAUUCGCCCCUUACGUUAAUAAUAUAUGUUAGAUUAAAAAAAAUCAUUUGAUUAACUAUUAUAUUGAAGUAUAAGCACAGACAAACAGUAAUCUCAGUUUUGUUUUAUCAACAGGUUCAUGUCACAAGCCCCUCUAACGUAGCAGACCAUUGUGUGUUGUUUGCUCUUAGCGACAGUAGUGAUGCAGAUUACCAGCAACAAUGCAGUCACCAACACAUUGAUCUUUGUGACCGUUGUCAAAGUCUUCAGGAAACUCUGGCAAAGAUUGAACGGGUCCUUGGCGAGACGACCUUUCCGACUCAGGACGCGAAAGACGAAGCGCUAUUUAUAUUCCAGACAGCCCAGCUGGCCAUAAUGUCCUGGAAAUGCCACAUCCUUAGA